This is a messenger RNA of Scophthalmus maximus (turbot), 11563 nucleotides long. It is a transcript of the gene gfra3, whose product is annotated as GDNF family receptor alpha 3. The transcript has 8 exons. Bases 418 to 1776 code for a protein of 452 amino acids. Gene Ontology annotation, cellular component: external side of plasma membrane; signaling receptor complex. Gene Ontology annotation, biological process: nervous system development. The record is from RefSeq and is a predicted model, not a curated record. Gene Ontology annotation, molecular function: signaling receptor activity. NCBI's taxonomy places the organism in Eukaryota, Metazoa, Chordata, Actinopteri, Pleuronectiformes, Scophthalmidae.
CAUGAGCACGGGAUGUGCGGGACUUGUUCACCAGCGGAGCCGCGUCGUGAUGACUGUCCGCGGGCAGAGCAGCAGCCCGGGAACGCUUGACGCUUCCUGCAUCCAGUAGCUGAUCGCUCCAAAGAGCGCGGCGUGAAGCUGGGGUCUCGGCACAACAACAACAACAAAAUAUUAUACUCCGACACAUUUGGCCGAGGCUUUUUCUUUUCCUUCCAUCUGGGGAUUUGAAACUUGAGGGACUUAAUCCGUCGCGGGCAGAGAACAAAAGGCGGACGGGCGGACGGGCGGACGGACGGACGUCUGUGCGCGCGGUGCAUGUAGUGCCAGGCCGGGUGUCUGUCUGCGGGGCGCACAGCGGGGCGCACAGCGGUGCCGCUGGACCAGCCGAGGACGCACCAGGUCCGUCCCCCGGCGAACAUGAUUCUGCUCGGGACUGUGCUACUUCUUUUCUUCUCAGAUGCGUGGUCAACGUCACUACCCACCUUCCCUUUCUCCUCUCCCACUGACUGUGUUGAAGCUCAUCGGGAGUGCUCUGCGGAUUCCCAAUGUGAGGCAUUGUACCGGGGCCUGGAGCUGUGUGCAGCUGACGCAGCGGUUUCCCCACUAGGGGAGAAGGCGGCAGCUGAGUGCCUUGAGAGACGGGAUGUUCUGCUGGUCAAACAUUCUGCUCUGCUGGCCUGCAAGUGCCAGCGUGGCUUUCGCAAGGAGGAGCAGUGCCUGCGCAUAUACUGGAGGGUUCGCCUGCUGCCAGGGGAGGAUGAGCUGGAAAUAUCUCCCUAUGAUGACACAACAAUGGAUACUCGCAUGGCCUCCUUAGUGGCAGCCUCAUCUUUCAUGCAACUGGAUGGUGAGAACCAGUGUCUGAAGGCAGCACAGGACUGCGGCCUGUACGAGAAGUGUGGCUCCCUGCGAUCAGAGUAUGUCCUGGCCUGCACCAAGCGGGUUCCAGGGUCCAACCGGUGCAACCAGCACAAGUGUCACCGGGCCCUCCGGCGCUUCCUGGAGAGGGUGCCUGAGGAGUACAGCCUGGGUGUCCUUUUCUGCCCCUGCACCAACACCCUGUGUGGUGAGAGGAGGAGGAAGACCAUUGUGCCCUCCUGCUCCUACCAGGAGAUGGAGGGACUACAACCCAACUGCCUCCACCAGCAGAGCUUCUGUCGCCGUGAUGACCUCUGCAGGUCCAGACUGGCUGAUUUCCUUAAUAACUGCCAGCCAUCUACUCUGACAGCCAGCGGCUGUCUGAAAGACUCAGCAGGCCUCUGCCUCCGAGCUUAUGCUGGACUCAUUGGUACUAUGAUGACGCCCAACUACAUCAGUAACAGUUCUGCUGAGGUGUCACUGUGGUGCAACUGUGAAGGCAGCGGUAACCAGUGGCAGGACUGUCUGAGACUGCAACGCAUGUUCACCCACAACACCUGCCUGCGUAACUCUAUCAGUUGGAUGGGGAGUCCAGGCUCCCUGCCUGCUGACAUCACCCCCCCUCCUGCUCCCAGACCCUCCCCGUUGGUACAGGAGGAAGAGCUGCUGAGCAACAACCACCUGCCUGAACACAACAACGUGGUAAUGGAGAGCGAGGAAGAGGAGGAUCUGACACAGAUAGAGGAAGGAGAUGAUGAAGGCGACCGGUUUGAUGUCAUCCCUCUGUACUCGGAGAGGGCCACUGUCUCCAACUUGGGCUCGUCUGGAACUGGAGUGGCUGCAUCCCUCAACACUGGCCCUGCUAGACCAAUACUACUGCUCCUUCUGCUCGUCUCUGCCUCGUUCAGCUGGGGGUAGAGCAUGGGAUACAGAGAACACACGCGCACGCACGCACGCACGCACGCACGCACGCACACACACACACACACGCACACACACACACACACAUAAUGGACCCUCAACAGUCCUGGACUGAUUGCUGUAAAAUGAUAAGAAACAGUGAAGAAAUGGACUUCACCUUUUGUCAGUAGCAUCCCCUUAUUUCUUCACUUCUGUCCUCAUUCUUCUUUCCAUACUACCCUCCUAAGAAAAUGGCACUUUGGUCAUCGUGGUCUGACUGCAGUUGCUGUGGUGCAUUUAUGUCCUGGCAGCACAGGAUACCUAUGGCAGGACUUCCACAUCCCGCUGUCAACCAAUGAGCAUCACAUUCCAGAAAGUCUAACAGAUGACCCAAAAAACGGCUAUGAAUGACUUCACAAGUAAAGUGUGAUUCAUAUAUUAUCGAUACAGAUUCAAAUAGGAAGUUAUUUGUCAUGCGUUUUUUUUUUUUUUGAAAUGAAUAAAGACAGUUUAUCAUUGAUCCAGUUUAUUUUAUUUAAUGGUGAAUCUGAAAAACCUGGGGGAAAAAAUACAUGAAUUUAUUUGAAUCUAUUGUUUGUCCACUUUGUUUUAAAACUGUAGUUUCUGAUCAGUCUGCUCGGCUGAAUCAAUAAUAGAUAUCUCACAAUGACGUGUCAACUGAUAAAAGAUUUGUGUGGUCCCCCUCAAAGAUUCCUCCUUUCUGCUCACAGCAGAAAUAUGACCUUUCAGAUGGAGGACAAGAAGCAUUUAUUCCUCCAAAACUUAAAUGAUAUUAGAAAACAAAUGUUGGUGAUUUAGGCAAAUAGCAGUAGACAAACACAACUACUAUGAUAUUGCCGACGGUAUCUGUAAUUUUAAAUCCGGUUUAUCAAUUAAAUUGCUGCUUUUUAUGUAAAGUCAUACAGUAAAGAUACUUAACAUCACCAACUCUGGUAACUUUGCUAACUAGCCCCUGCAAGUCCGGCCGCUGCACCCAUGUUCAUGCUUCAUACUUCUGCUAACGGAGUGUGGAGCAUGAUGAGUGAGGGUUCACCACGGAGAACUGCUCUGGCUGCUGCAGGCUGGUUGUUCCUGUGCUUGGAUGUGAUCCCUCACUCAUAUAGAAAAGCCCCACAGCUGCAGUCAGACCGUGGUUUUUUUAUUUAUGAAAAUGUUGUAUUUCUUUGUUUAUUUUGACUCACUGAUGGAUGACGAUUUGUCUCCCUGGUUUGGACUUACCUGUUCAUGGGUCAUCGUGACACAGAACAAGAAAGGGAGGCUGAUUUACGAUGCGUCAGUCAAACUUUAUCACGCUGAUGAAUGGAGUGAUUCUCUUGUCCUUUCCGCCGCCCAUACUCUACAGCCAUGGUGACUAACAACUUACACACUUGUCUCUUAUUGCUUAAUGAACAUCAAGUGUGUGAUGUGUGUGUGUGUGUGUGUGUGUGUGUGUGUGUGUUAUUGUGUUUGUGUGUGUGUUUUUGUGCUCGCUGGUACAGAAAGAAAAUUGGGUAAAGCUCUUUGUUAUAAUUUAUGUCUUGCUUUUUUCCCACACACAUCAUCACAGCCACACAUAACAUAUAGACACGCACACACACACACACACACACACACACACACAUACACACACAUUUGCCCCCCUACUGCCUGCCGUGUGUUCAGCCGAUGCAGCUCUUUCUUGCUUUAUUGCUCUAUCCCUGUCCCUCUCUCCCUCCCUGGUGACUCAGGACCGGGGCCCAAGCUGCCACAGGCACCAAUAUGAAUAAAACCAUCUUAAUAAAAACAACACACCAGAAACUAUAUGAGCUCUAAAGUUGCAGAACAAAUCACAUAAGCGGCCCAGUAGGUGGAAAACAUGCGCUAAUUCUGACACCAACAAAGAGACAAAGUGAAACGAGUUAGAGAACAAGUGGGAAGGAGAGAGAUGUUUGGAGGGGAAAAUAAGAAAAAAAUAAAUAAGGCCAAGUCCCUGUGUGGUCUUUGCGUGUUUGAUGUUUUACUUGUUAUAGUUGGAGGGUUCAUAAUCAGUCCCUGACAACAUCUCUUUAUCAUCUGACAGACUCCUUGGGGGGAGGCGUGUGUGUGUUGGGGGUUGGCGGGUUGGGAGAGGUGGGUUUGUUGGGGGGUAUCAGGCAGUGAUAUAAAUGGUGCAAUAUAGAGAGAAGAGAAGGGACCCCGGAGCACAAACCCAGCAGAGAGAUUCGCCGGCUCUUGAUUUUCUGUCUUAUAAAUCUUUUGCUGACACUAAUUUUUAUUUCAUUCCUUUCUAUUUCUGGGGAACAUGUACAAUUAACUUCCAUCUGCAGGGCAGCCAGUGAUAGUGGAGGGCAAGGAGACUGAAGGGACAGAGGGAAGGAAGAGGAGAGAGGGAAGCGAAACUGGGAGGAAAAUUAGAGGAAAGCGAAUGGGGUAAAUGGAAAGGAGAAUUAAAGGCAAAAAAAAUAGGAGUGAGAAAAAGUAAAAGUGUAAGCAAGAAGAGAUGAGGAAAGAACAGAACAUAGAGGAAAGCAUCAAGGCAAGAGGAAAUAAGAUAGGACAAAAUGGACAAGUGAAGAGAGACAUGAGAAGGAUGCAUGGAAAGGGGAAGAAGAACGGAAAAAAUGUGAAAAGGCUGAAAGAGGCAGAAACAAAGAUGCAUAAGUGGAAACAAACAGGAAGAAGGAUAAAAGAAAAAUAAAGAAAAUAGACGGGAUGUGGGGGAGCAGAGACAGACAAAAUGGGGAGCGGAGGCGGACAGGAGAAGGAAGAGUAAAGAGGAAGAAGAGACAGUCUGUUUGUGUUGGCACUGAGGAAACAAACUACAAAAGAAAUGAAGGGAUGAGGAGAGUGAGAGUGGUGACAGGUCUGCAGUGUACUUUAACCUCGCUUUUCUCUCUCCUCAAAGGUUUUUCUGUCUGAACACAGCCCUCAGACAGAACCUCUGUAUCUCUGUCUAUCAGAGAAACAGGGAGCUCUGUCAGCUCACUCAGUUUCAGCGGGGUGAACAGUAAAUACUGAUGUUCUGUGAGUCUGCUAAAGUAUUGACUAAGUCUCAUGAACAGCAGUCAAGCACUGUGAUCUGACACAGGAUACGGACUACAAAUAAAAGAUGCAUUCACUUUAAUGACUGUAAAACAACUACACCAUGAAUCACCAGACAAACACAGGGUAUGGCAGUUAAAGUUAAGGAAACACACCAUUAAAUCAUCUGACUUUCAAAUUCAGCCUCCAAGAAAUUGUUCAAUCUACAUUUUAUAUUCACCUUUAUUCAGCUUAAUGUUAAUAUGAGUGAAUAUGAUAAGUUCCCAACUUGAACUUGAAAAGUAAUGAGAAUAUAUCCAAAGCCGGAGAUCUUUGUGGUCAAAAAAAUAGAUCAGUGAGCUACACACACAGAAACGUCCCGCUAUACCACAAAUGCUAACUAGAGCACAGAUGUGGAAUAAUCAGCCACGGAAACGACACUGCUCCUCCAGUUUGUUAAACUAGUGAACAGUUGUUGUGCAAAAUUACUGAGCCACAAAUAUAUUUUUGAGGUUGUUUUUAAAGAUUUACAUCUUCAUUAUAAGAACCAGUAAAAGGUGGUCCAAAAUGGGUUGUGUCAACUGUGAGACAAGUAAUAGAACACCACCCCUGUCCUUUAACUAGAUAGAAUUCUAGCGGUUCUGUGAGGUAAUUCAACAAUUAUAACAAUUAUACAAUAUGGACGGUAAAAAUUGUGGGUAACUCUAAACACCUACGGUUAUCUACAAGGUCAAUGCAGUCUGUGCAAUAUACAAAAGUUUUAAAUCACCUCAAUUUUUAUAGUGUACAUUGAAAUGUACACUAACAUUUCUGUAUUAUUUUCAAAUUUACAUUAACAUAGAACACACACUUGGAAUAUGAAUCAAUUUUAUAACAGUCUUUAAUUCAUCAAGGAGCUGAACACACUCGGGAUGUUCUUGCUACAAUAGAAAUAUUAAAUAAAAGAUCAUCUCAACACUGUUGCAGAAGUUCCUACAAUUGUGUUGCAGGCUGCUUUGCUUUCACCUUCUGUCCAGUUCAUCCCAAGUAAUCUCCAUGGCGAUUAAGUCCGGAGACUGGGCAGCUCUUCCAUCUGUCUGUCUAUCUGUUCCAACACUGCCUUUGCACAUAUACAGAGGGUUUGUCAGUAAGUUACCGCAGGAAUUGUUUGAAUCAACUUUCAAGGCUUAAUUUAAAAACUUCACUAGUCAGGCAGCUAACCAGUAAACUGAAUGUAGUUUUGCCUCAGUCUCCAUAACCAUGUUGAUUUGAGGGUCUGCUUAGAGAUAUUGAUGAAUCUCGUUACUGAUAUUGGUGCUGCUCUUUGAAGGUCAUACACACUCUGAGAGGAAGCUCUGUUUCAGAUUUAAUGUGGAAUUUCCUAAUGGGACUGGGCACAAUUAUUCUCAAGGAAAUCAUCCCAAUCUGCUCAAACCCAAACAGAUAUUUGUUUAACAACCAAAUAAGCAAUCUUAAUUCUAACUAACAGUGAGCAGGUGAGCUAGCUUGGACUAGCUUGGCCUGGCCUUGACCAAGUCUUGUCAUCUGGCUGGCUGGCUAGCGGUUUGCUCAAUGGCUAAACCAGUUUCUCAACCAUCAAUGUGAGGAGUCACUAUGCCAAUCUUUUAACAUCAUGCUUAUUUUGAGAAUGCGCAAUUGCAUUUUGCUGUGACAUUUUCUUGUUAUAUUGAAAACGAACUCCAAACUAGAACCCUACCGCAUGUGGGCUAUGCGUUAAUGCAUGGUGUUUCAUCAAGGUAGGGACAAUCAUGUUUUAAAUUAUUCUUAUGAUACCUACUGAGCAAACUUUAUAAAGAAAGAAACCUCCUUAUAGCUGUAUAGAGAAGUCAGACUGUCUCUUCCCUAUUACAUGCUAACCAUUACCAUACUGACAGGUUGUCAGGGCUUGCUAACAUCUUGACAUGAUAUACUGAAUAAGUUUUAGGUAGCAAGUGGGAGAGAAUAUGAACAUGAAUGUAAGCACCAAAAAACAAGUAUUUCUAAUUAAUCGCUGGACACAUAGUUACCUUGAGAUUUUGUUAUUUUAUUGAUAUUUGUUGAAACUGGUACCAUCCUGGACAAACCAAGACUCUGUAUAUUUUUGGUGCGACCAGGCCAUAAGACAUUCAAAAAAGUUGGUUUGUGUUUGAAGAAAGUUGUUAGCUUCAGAUUUAAGAUAUCUUCCUGAAAAGUUAAAAUAUGAUAAGUAGAUGGUCACUGACUCAAGAAAUGGGGGAGCACACAAGGAGAUAGAUUAAAGCUCUCUGUCUCAAAUUCAACUCAAUUUGAUUCCUAUAUCACUGAAUAAAAUAAGUGCAUUCAACCAUGAAGAUAUUACCCAGAAGUGCAAGACUCAUCCGAGUACAUGAAAAUUUAUCAAAUAGGCAAAACGGCUUAAAGUGCUCCAGUUUAGAUUUUUGUUUUUUGUUGGUUUGUUUUAAUGAUUCAUGGACUACAGUGCAGUCUGAACAGGUGAGUUUUCAGUCUGCAGCGGAAAGUUUGUAGGGUUUCUGUUGUCCUAAUGUCAAUUGGGAGCUCGUUCCUCUACUUUGGAACCAGGACUGAAAACAGAUGAGAUUUAUUUGAUUCGUGGCCACUGAGCCAUAUUAUAGAGAGAUAUAUUUUUUUUUUUCAUAACUUUAUUGUGUACCAACCAAAUCAUAUAAUUUAUGUAAUGGCUAUGGCAGCCUAUAAAGACAAUGCUUCCCCACCAAAUCCUCCAUGGCUGUACCUUAGAUCUAUUUUUGAAAUUUCUCAAUUGAAGGAUGAUUCAUACCGUUUUAAAUGUUUGCUGUGUUUACCAUGCACCAACUACAUCACGGCCUACAAGAAUUCGCCAUCCAACCUGAAGAAACAUGGGUAGCAUAAGUUACCUACAGUACAGUAUACACUGUGUUGAGAUGAAAAAAAAUGUACUCUGAAUACUUAAGUAUUUUUAAAAGCAAAUACUUCUUUACUUUAAAUAGUAAUAGUAAUAUUUGACCAGGAGUAUCUAUACUUUUACUCAAGUAAUGGAGUUGUAUACUUUGUCCAGCACUGGAAAUGGGGACAGAGAAGAUAGAGGGGCAGAGAGAGUUUUAUUAGUCAAUAAGUUGUGGUCACCCUCCACUAUCAGCUCUGCUAAGCUUGAUGUUUUCUUGAGGGGAGAAACCAAUCAUCGCUCCACACUACAUUUACCGUAUGAUCCACUCCACCUGGGCUGGCUGACUGACUGAUCUACUUGUGGAUGAAUAUCAGUGCCAGUGUCUGUCCUUAUACCAGCUACUGAGCUCCGCAUGUGUAACAUUAAGGAAAUCCUCUUCUACAUUUGAAAAAAGUGAGCCUAUGAUGUAUAGUAAAUUACGUCAAAAGGCAGUGAGAAGUUUCCUCUGACCUCAGAAUUACUCAACCCCCACCCAAUAGUCGGGGUUAAUUGAGAUCAGCAGGGGAGGGCAGGCGAUGGCCCUUUGCCGGGCACCAUUGUUCACUGUAAUUGUUGUCUCAGCUGUUUGUUGUUGGGCCAUCACCCGCUGGCAGGACGACAAGAGAGAUGGACAAAGGCAUAAAGAGAGACAGAAGAGAAAGAGAGAAAGGAGGGAGUGGACACUGGUGAUUUACAUUAAUAUGUACUGAAAUAAACAAGCGGAGAAGCCAUGCGUUAAAUCAACUCAGAGAGAGACAGAGAGAGAGAGAGAGAGAGAGACAGGAAGCCUUCAGGGUGAAAGAGGAAUAGAGAAGGAGGGAAAUGUGUGUGUUUGGAAAGAAGCAUUUUUUUAUUGUUCUAUUACCGUGCAGUAGAUUUACAUGCACACAAGUUCACGCAUGCACACACACUCACACACACCAUGUUAGAUUUAUGCAUCUAAGUGUGUCGCUUUCUCACUCAGUAUUUUAGUAUUCUAAUCCAUCAUUGGCCUGACAUGGGGAUGCUGUCUCUCUCUUUUCUCUCUCUGUCUAUGUCUCUCUCUCCAUGCUACUGCACAUACACGGCAUCCAGACGGAAGAUAAAGACAAAGCAGGGGGAAAAACAAACUCCACAGCAGGGAGAGCUUUAUCCUGAGAGAUAAAGCGGCAGAAUAAAGCAGCGACAAAGCGAUACUGAGGAAGUGUAAAAGAUGAAAAGUGAGGGGGAAAAAAGGGGGAGGAAGGAGCAGAAGCAGCAAAGGAGGAGGAAGGGGUGGAAAUGGAAGUGGGAAAAGCCGGGAAAGACAGAAAAACGAAGGCAGAGGGAAGAGGGGGUGGGGGAAUGGGCAAGAGAGCAAAAGAUAGAGACUGGGAGAUGUGUGAAUGUGUUGCAGUGUGUCGCGGCUGAAGUCCUCCCUGCUGCAUUUCACACUCCGUAGGUCCUGACACAUCGGCACUGAAAGACACGCACGCACACACACACGCACGCACGCACGCACGCACACACACACACACACACACACACACACACAGAGACAUACAAUGGCCAUCCCCCUCUUUUUUUCUAAUUCACACACACAACACACUUGUCCCAUUUCUCAGCCACGGCCGCAGAUUAACAAAGAUCCACAAAAACAGUCACUAAAGUAAAAUUCCUGCAGCUUUUGCCUUUGACUACUCUCUGCUUCUUGGGACCCUGCUUUGAAUCUAUUACAAUGGGUUCAAUAAAUAUUAAAGGAAAUGUAUGAAGUAUUGCAUAAUCUAUAAAUCAGAUAAAUACAUGAAAAUAAGAUUUACAAAUGCGUAAAACAAGCAAGUUUCGACACACACAUACACACACACACAUACACACACACACACACACAAACACUUCCCACUGUGUGCCCAAACUUACUUACAGCUUGUUUUACACAUUAGUAAAUCUUAUUUUUAUGUAUUUAUUUGAUUACUUCAUCAUCAUAUCUCAGUAAAGUUACUUAACAACAAGUCAGAGAGCGCAGGUUUCCAAGCCUGUAUCUUAAGUAAGAUCAGUAGCAAUAUGUAUCUAAAGUUUGCUAACUCUAGUUAUCAAUAACCACCAUACGCUACUAGUCGCAGCAGACUGAGUAAAGCUGUCGUAACAAAACCAUUUGUAUGAGGUUACAAUCUGUUGUAUCUACUCUCACUUAAAACAGAAAACAGAAAGCUAUCUCCAAAAUUGCUUGCUGCCCCUUUACAGUUAGAGUGGAUUUCCAGCGCCUCAAGGCACGAUGAUGCAGGUUUCACUGAAGGCUUCUGUAUUAGGACAUCUGACAUGAAAACAGUGAAAACUCAUGGAGCAGUUGUGUUACUUAUUCUGGAUGUAGACCACAUUCACUCUCUACUUUGUAUAUCAGCUAACAUGACUUAAUCCACACAAUAGCCCAUGAGCACAAUCAAGCACAAAUCUCUCAAAUCCUCUAAGUGAUCUCUUUGAAGGAACAGUCUGUCUAUCACCUGUAAUCACCUCCGAACUUCGUAUUUGUUAAGCUCUUCAAAUGUGUGUAGCAGGGGAAUUAUGCAGUGUUUCCUAAUUUGAAAGUUUGUUGGCACUGUUUUGUAUAAUUUUGCUGAAUUCCCAGACCCAUAUGAGAACAAUCAUUCUGUUGAUUUAGAAAUCAGUUUUGUAACUGUCUCAUUACACACUGACUGUAAUUGUUAUUGUACAAUUAAAUAUGCAGUGAAUGAAUUGUGUGGGACUUCCUGGAGUUUCCUCAAUGACCCUGUAUCGUCUCAUGGACUCCUUGGAUUUCCUUGACCCUUUGAAAACUGCUUUCCUGUGUUGCAUCUGAGAUGAUGUUCAAGAUCAGGUUUUUGUCUUCCGCUGAAUGUUUGUUUUUUUCAGCUGCCACAGAUGCACAAGUUGUCACCCUUGCCGUGCAUUGCCAUGGUUACCCCAGUCUCACGUAGGCUGCUGCACCUGGUGUGAUCCCAAAAGGUAAAUGGAGCGGAAUGAUCUUUUCCAAGCCUGAUUCUUUUCAAUAAACCUGCGAGGAUGCGGCAGCCAUUUUGCCCCCCCUCCACACACACACACACACACUUGACUGACUUACCGACUGAAUCCUCCCCCUUUCUCCUCCUCCACCUCUUAUCUCGGCAGGUGCCUGGCUGACUGGGAGAUCAUCGUCAUGGAGAUUGAGAUGAUGACACACACACACACACACACACAAACACACACACAAACACACACACACACACACACACACAGUCACAGACUCGGAAAUGAGACUGGCUUGCAAGCAGCACAGUCUGAUUCGAUGAAAAGUUGUCUGUCCAAAGGGAAGACAGCCGCACGGAUUGAGCUGUCACCUGAAGGGAACUCUUUCAUACCUCUGUGUGAAAAUGGAUGGGUUUCUCUUUUUCUUUCAUUCUGUCAAAUGUAAAACCUUUCCUUUGGGUAAUUCCAACUAAAUUCUCGGCCUGGGGGACGAGCAGGUGGAUAUAUAUGUACUCCAUUUGAAGAACAUUGACCGAGGCUGAAAACACUCCUGUCACUCCCCAGUUUCCUCUCCCUGCUUGCUGUCUAAAGCAUGUCAGUAUACAGUGCCAGAGUGAGGGAGGCACAUUAACACAGGGCUUCCCCCGCUCCAAUUUACUGUGUCAUCCAUCCAAUGCUCCUUUGGUCCAGUGCUUUCUGCCUGUUGGACUGUUGGUGAAACUAAAAGGCACAUGAACUCCAGACAGUACUUCCCGCACAUGAAUAAAAAAAGAAAUAGAGGGAAACAACGACUCCAGUCAAUAGAGAUUGGUGGUUUUAAACUGUGGUAGUGGAAAAACUAUGUAUCUCCAGGGGGCAUGAAAUAUCUCUGAUUCUGAUAAUUUGUUGAAAUGUUGCCCUGCUGAAUGUGGGGACAUGAAACCCUCCGGGCCUCUGCUGUGUUCACAUGUGAAUAAUAAAAUAAAUGUACAAGCUGACACUUCUUUA